AACAUAAACACAAUAUACACACACGUUUGAAACGUGACUCUUUUUCGGUAUUUUCUUCGGCCGCUAUUUGCGAUAAUAAAAACGACGAAAAUGUCGGAAGGAACUGUCUCGGACACGCCGCAUUUACAGCAGGUCGAUUUAACGACGUUGAACCUUCAGCAACUGACGGUUUUAAAACAGCAAUUGGAUCAAGAACUUGGCGUGUUUCAAGACUCGUUGCAAGCAUUGAAAAUCGCUCAGAGCAAAUAUCAGGAGUCGGGAUCGUGCCUCGAGAAGAUUAACCCGUCAAUGGAAGGCAAUGAGAUUCUUGUACCUUUGACUGGGUCGAUGUACGUGGCUGGAAGACUCGUGGAAACGAAUAACGUAUUGAUCGAUAUCGGGACUGGCUAUUACGCGGAAAAGAAUAUCGCUGAUGCUAAGGAUUAUUUCGACAGGAGGGUAGCUUACGUCACUGAACAGAUGGAAAAGAUCCAACAGCUUGGCCUCGAGAAGAGCAAAGUUAGGGACGCGACUGUCGACGUGAUAGAAAUGAAACUUCAAAAUCAGAUGCCGAAAGAAGAAGCCGAACGUGCAUAAAAUGAUGUUUCAUGAAAUUCAAAUGAAUGCAUCGUUUAUUUGUACAAACUUGUAUCGUCGUUAGAUUAUACUAUAUGUUCUGCAUUUUACUUAUGCUAUUGUAAUAGUUACACGGACUUUUCAAUGGAGAUUAAAUUUAUUAGUAUGUUCUCAAUGCUA
Molecule: messenger RNA, 735 nt
Organism: Ceratina calcarata
Lineage: Eukaryota; Metazoa; Arthropoda; Insecta; Hymenoptera; Apidae
Gene: Pfdn5
Product: prefoldin 5
Exons: 2
Coding region: 91-576 (161 amino acids)
Biological process (GO): RNA polymerase I assembly; RNA polymerase II core complex assembly; protein folding
Cellular component (GO): prefoldin complex; cytoplasm
Source: RefSeq, a predicted model, not a curated record